AUGAGCAGAACCCUGUCUGACGAAGAUGGACCUUUUACAGUUGAUUUUAAAGAAAUUGACAAAGCCUAUAUUCCAUGCAAUAAUAGAACCCCAUUUCAUGAUGAAUCAACUUGUACGCAAAAAAUUUCAACUAGCACUUCAAGUACGCAAGUGAAGGGGGAUACUCUUGAAUAUGAAGUAAAGAAGAAGUUUGAAGAGAUCAAUGUUACAGUGCAUGGUGUACUCAGAAGCCAAUUAAUGUUAGAAAAUAUUAAGGAACUCAUAGAGUUGACCAGGUCUGGUAAUGAUUCCAUUAAUGAUUUCAUUAAAGAACUUGCAGAGCUGACCAAGUCCAAUAAAGAUAAACUGGAGGAAUGA
Rhizophagus irregularis DAOM 181602=DAOM 197198 is the source of this 357-nucleotide messenger RNA. RefSeq lists its product as uncharacterized. The record is from RefSeq and is a predicted model, not a curated record. NCBI's taxonomy places the organism in Eukaryota, Fungi, Glomeromycota, Glomeromycetes, Glomerales, Glomeraceae.